AUGUACCUCUGCCUGCUUUUCGGCGUUGCGUGUGCUGCUUCCCAUCACUUCUACUACUGGUCGCUCGACAGACGACCAGCCACGAACCAGAUUAAGAUGAUGCGAUAUGGAACCAUAUUGGCCUUCGGAGCGAAAGCAGGUCUGAGCGCUGCCGUUAUUGUCGCUUUCCGGCAGCGGGUAUGGACAACGGUUCGAAAACGGUUCAUGACUGUCGGCGCCUUGGAUGCCUUGUUCUCGGCUACGGAGGACUCGCAGGCUGUGACGAGUCGGGAGAUGGUCCAAAGUGCAAAAGUGGCGGCGCUGCUGGCGGCAUAUGUCUGGCUGGCACCGCUCGUAGUAGUCCUUACUUCGAACACACUGCUCGUCGUUCCAAGGAGGGUUGAAAUCCGCGAAAUGUGUCCAGGAGUAAGGACGCUCAACUUUACGUUCGAAGAAACGUAUGAGUGGAGGAAACCUCCCAAGAUUGACCGGCUGUUUGAGAUUCCUCUAUCUCUAUGGAAUACCACCAAGGAAUCAGAGAAAGACACUCCUGAGUGGUUCGACUACUACACCGCACCCAAUCCUAGUUUUCAGAAUACAGCCACUAUCGGCUCCUUUCUUGAAGAGGCCGUCAUGAGGAAGAAUGCACCAAUCGAGACAUGUGGGAGUGGUUGGAGCUGCUCUUUCGAGAUCCAAUUCAUAGCACCAGCCUACAAGUGUACCGAACUUGGCAGUGGUGUCGAUUCCAAAGUCAACAACCUAACCCAACAAUCCGGAAGCAUCGCUCCGCCCUUCAACAUGGACGUCCUCCUCCCCAAGGGAAAAUUCACCUACUACGCCUUCACCAGCGGCGGCGAAUACUCCACCACGCAAAUGAAAGAAGUCGGCAUCGGCGGCCGACCAACAAUGAACCCCCCCUUUCCCAAACACCUCGGCGCCUUCCGCACCGAGCCCAUCAUCUGGCUCGGCUACGUCACCCUCGCCGACGCGCUGUCCAAAGCCAACGACACCAACCCUCCCUCAGUUCCCUCCAGCCCGUCCGAUCCAGCCUGGAGCACCUCCUUCGUCCCGCACAUGUUCGCCUGCGAGAACUACGAAUCCAACUACACGGUGCGUAUCAACUAUACCGACGCGGCCCAGUCCACCAACGUGACCAAGGUAACCUACCUCCGCCCGGUGAUCAACACGACUUACACCCCCCACAUCGACGCCAACGACGGCACCGCCGACAACGUCACCGCCGUUCCCACCGCCAACUACAUCCUCCCCACCUCGGUCCCCCAAUACCGGCGCACAGCCGCCUACCACUCCUUGGGCUUCAUGCUCCGCGACCAGAUCAACGGCACGGUGGGAAUCGGCGACGACCGCGAUGACCUCGUCAACCCCAUCGCCAACACCAAGGCCAUCCAGACGUCGCGGCUGCUCGAUUACGGCAACAACUACUUCCCCUUUCCGGACAUCCAGCGACGGAUCCAAAAGUUUUACGAGGACAUCAUCCUGUCUGUGCUGGGAAACCCCCAGUUUGCGAGCGUGGUCUGGGCGGCGAAGCCGGGGGAACAGAGCGGCGUGACGUUUAAUAAUGUUCCUCUGGACCAAGAAGGGCAGAACAACAGGCCGCCGCCGCUCACAGACGAGCAGAGAGCGUACCUGUACCCGUGUACCAAGUUUCGUAUGGCGCUGGUGUACAAGUUUAAUGCGAGGUUGCUGUGGAUCGUGUAUAGCAUCUCGAUCGCGCUGGCGGUGAUGGGGGUGGUGGUGGGGGCGUUGGCGCUGAGGGAGAAUGGAGGGGUGGUGAGGGAUACCAAGUUUUCGAGCAUCGUGGCGGCGACGAGGGGGAGUGGCUUGGGGAGGGUGAGGUGGACGGAUGGUGCUGAUGGUGGGGUUUCUUCGGUUGGGAAUGGGACGGUGCCGGAGGAGGUGAAGGGGUGGAGGAUGGGGUAUGGGGUUGUCGAUACUUCUGGGAGUGGUGGCUAUGGUGAUGGACGGUUGGAUGUGGGAGACGGAAUGGGAGGGGGGCGGACGGUGUUUGGGUUUGGGUUCGAGGGGGAUGUGAGGCAGUUGAGGAGGACGCCGAGUUUGGUUCAGUUGACAACGUUGGGGAAGUAG
Messenger RNA from Neurospora tetraspora, 2085 nucleotides. RefSeq lists its product as uncharacterized. NCBI's taxonomy places the organism in Eukaryota, Fungi, Ascomycota, Sordariomycetes, Sordariales, Sordariaceae. The record is from RefSeq and is a predicted model, not a curated record. Bases 1 to 2085 code for a protein of 694 amino acids. The transcript has 2 exons.